Molecule: messenger RNA, 478 nt
Organism: Ilex paraguariensis (yerba mate)
Lineage: Eukaryota; Viridiplantae; Streptophyta; Magnoliopsida; Aquifoliales; Aquifoliaceae
Source: the annotation of a GenBank genome assembly
GUUUUUAUAAGAUUUAUGUACCCACACCGUGCACGCACAAACAACACAUCUCUCUCUCUCUCCCACCGAGUUCAUCGUACUCGUCACAGCAAUGGCUGCUCUGCAAUACUUGGAGUCUCUGCGCACUGACCAUCCAGAGCUGUCCGAUUGGUACAGUACCCUCGCAGAUCUGUACCAGAGGAAGCUCUGGCACCAGCUUACCCAAAAGCUCGAGCAGUUUGUCGCUCUAGCGAAUUUCGUUGAGCCUGGGUUUGGAGACCGAGUGAGGUUUUUGGGAGAAUUAGUGCUUUUGUUUCAGAAUGUUUAUAGGGUUUGUAAUGAAGUCAAAAGGUGGUGUUUGGUUUUGGAGAGAAGUGAGUCGAGGUUGAGUAAAAAGAGAAUUCGAAAAUUGAGCAGUAUGAGACAUGGUUCAGAGGACAUGGAGACACAACAGUCACAGUGUUGCAAAAUGAUAUUAGCCAAUGUGUACGAAUGCUAG